Rhagoletis pomonella (apple maggot) is the source of this 319-nucleotide messenger RNA. RefSeq lists its product as uncharacterized. Lineage: Eukaryota; Metazoa; Arthropoda; Insecta; Diptera; Tephritidae. The transcript has 3 exons. The record is from RefSeq and is a predicted model, not a curated record. The annotation marks the transcript as partial.
UGCCACAGCAUUUCGCACCGUUAACAACAAUGGGCUCCUGUUUCGGGCGUUGUAUGGCAAAGGAUGCACUUGGCGGCGGCAGCGGCAGCUCGACCAGCACCACCACCGCAACAUCCUGUUUGUGGCGUCAACAACAUGCAACAGAUGAACAAGAAGCGGAACUCGUAUCGAAUGCGAGCGACAAAUGCCCGAGAGAGAAUUUCAUAUAUCGAAUUAUAAAGUUUAAAACGAAGCAAAAACGGCCACAGUUUAUCGACAAAUUCUGGGAACAGCAAGACAUGCAAUACACAAAGCUAUCCAGUAGAAAUGGAACUCAGAG